AUGCCUGUCCUGGCUUUUUUUGUGAUUUUCCUGGGAAUUGAAAUUCUUGCACUUCCAACGGAUGAGCAAAGACUUUUGGAGACUGUAUUAUAUGACUACAACCAAGCAUCGAGACCCGUUUUUAAUGCUGCUAAAACUGUGGUUGUUAAGUUUGGGAUUACCCUUACACAGAUUUCCGACAUGGACGAGGUUAACCAGGUUUUAACAACAAACGUCUGGCUUGAACAGGAGUGGACAGACGAGCGGUUAAAGUGGGAUCCUCGAGAUUACAACGGUUUAGUCGUGUUACGUAUACCGUGUGAAAAGAUAUGGCUUCCCGACAUCGUCCUCUAUAAUAGCGCUGACGAUUUUACCUCUGGAUAUAUGCAGAGUAAAGCUAUGGUCAACUGCAAUGGAACAGUGUUCUGGCCACCACCAGCGAAAUUCAGGAGUUCCUGCAAAAUAGACAUCACGUAUUUCCCAUUUGAUGAUCAAACAUGUAAAAUGAAGUUUGGUUCGUGGACGUACGAUGGGUUUCAAGUUGACCUUACGAACAAGUCAGCUGUUGUGGACCUAUCUAACUACGUCUAUAGUGGUGAAUGGGAACUGCUGGACAUUAGGGUAGUUCGAAACGAGGUGUAUUAUCCAUGCUGCAUAGAACCUUUCCCAGAUGUGACGUUUACAGUGAUCAUGAGAAGGAGAACUCUGUACUACUUGUUCAAUAUAAUAUUUCCAUGUCUGUGGUUGACCAUCCUCAGUUUGUUGGGAUUCUGGCUACCCCCUGAUUCAGGAGAAAAAAUUACACUUGGAAUAACUGUGUUACUGGCCUUUUCCGUCUUCAUGCUUCUGAUUGCUGAAAAUAUGCCAGCUACAUCGGAAUUCGUACCGUUAAUAGGUAUAUACCUGACUGUUACCAUGGGUAUGACCUCUUUAUCAAUAAUUCUCGUGGUAUUCGUCCUCCAACUACACCACGUGGGGCCGCAUCAACGACCCGUGCCGAGAUGGCUGAGGUUCCUAUGCGUAGAAAUCCUUGCGCGCAUUAUGUGCAUGAGAACUUCUCAGAUCCCUGCCUCUUACAGCAAGGACUUCCGUAAAGAUGACAUGUGCCUCACAACUUUCUUCGAGAAUGUUGACGGAAAUAAUUGCAAUGGAAAUCUUCCACAAAAUACUUUGAAAUAUCACGACAAAAUCAUAGAUGUUGAAAGGGAUAGCACACAUAGAAGAAUAACUAAACAUCUGAAAGUUUUAGUGGAAAAACAAGACUUUGAUGACCAUCACCAGGACAUAGUGAAUGAGUGGCGGUUUGUGGCGUUGGUCAUGGAUAGGAUAUUAUUUUGGGUUUUCCUGUUUGCUUCCUUAAUUUCAUCAAUAAUGAUAUUAGUUGUUGAACCUAUGAGGAAACCACCGGUGUGAUAGGCAGUAUAAUUGUGUGUGCGCGCGAGGGUGACAGUGCGUAUAUAGAUCAUGAUUUGCAUUUUUUUUUAAAAUGCGUUGGAUACAAGACUGAUGAACGGACUAAUUACCUCUCCAUUUCAAUAAUCUGUCCACUCAUGUCCACUUCAGUUAGGUAUACAAAUACAGUGACAUCUGUC
Pecten maximus is the source of this 1571-nucleotide messenger RNA. RefSeq names its product acetylcholine receptor subunit alpha-1-A-like. Gene Ontology annotation, cellular component: postsynaptic membrane; synapse; neuron projection. Gene Ontology annotation, molecular function: transmembrane signaling receptor activity; acetylcholine-gated monoatomic cation-selective channel activity. Gene Ontology annotation, biological process: nervous system process; regulation of membrane potential; chemical synaptic transmission. The record is from RefSeq and is a predicted model, not a curated record. Lineage: Eukaryota; Metazoa; Mollusca; Bivalvia; Pectinida; Pectinidae. The coding region runs from base 1 to 1392 and encodes 463 amino acids. The transcript has 5 exons.